GACUAUACAUGCAUGGUGCUCGAUAUUCACCUAUGUUGACAGCAACUCGCAUACUUGAUUGUAGGUGUAACAUUAAAAAUGGUUACUGUCAAAUAAUAUUAAGUGUCAGACUAAAAAUUAAAAUAUUAGUGAAACGUUUAAAAUGAACCGAUUUGGGUGUGUUAAUAACGAAGAAAUAGACUGUUUUAUAGACAAUAUUACCCCGAAGAAUACAAUCAAAAGUAGAAAUAGUGUAUGGAAUCAGUUUAUGAAAUUUUGCGUCCAGCGCAAAUAUGUUUUAUCAAAUGAUAAAACUGUUGCUGAACUAUGUAAUAUCUUAAAAGAUUGGGCUGGUAACAUGAAAAAAGAAGACGGAAGCGACUACAAAGAGUAUUCUUUAAAGUAUAUGUGGAACUCAACUGCUAAGACGUUACAAGAAAUAUAUCUUAAAAAAUUUAAUAUGAAGAUAGAUCUAUUUCAAGGUAUUGAAUUUAAAAGUGCUCCCGAUGCACAAAAUGCAAAAAGACGAGAAUUGCAGAAUUUUUCAGAGAAAAGGAAACAAAGUUCUACAGCUCUAAGUUUAAAACAUAUACACGAUAUUAUUGACAAAUUGGAUGAACAAACUCCAGACUGUCUCCAAAAGAUUUUAUUUACAACCAUAUAUGUAAUGUCAUUACUAACGACAUUGAAGGUUGGGAAGUGUCACAUUACACACCUCUACUUCCCGCCCUAAUUUCAUCUAUUCUAGAUGAAUAUUUUUUAUAUUUAAAAAAAAUAACACAUUUUUUUGACAAAUUUUAUAAUAC
Molecule: messenger RNA, 785 nt
Organism: Psylliodes chrysocephalus
Lineage: Eukaryota; Metazoa; Arthropoda; Insecta; Coleoptera; Chrysomelidae
Source: the annotation of a GenBank genome assembly